Molecule: messenger RNA, 942 nt
Organism: Hypomesus transpacificus
Lineage: Eukaryota; Metazoa; Chordata; Actinopteri; Osmeriformes; Osmeridae
Product: olfactory receptor 52D1-like
Exons: 1
Coding region: 1-942 (313 amino acids)
Biological process (GO): G protein-coupled receptor signaling pathway
Cellular component (GO): membrane
Molecular function (GO): olfactory receptor activity; G protein-coupled receptor activity
Source: RefSeq, a predicted model, not a curated record
AUGGAAAACCAGACGUAUAGUGAACAUGUUCUACUGCUGGAGGGGUUGUUGGUCACCAACCAGUCCUCUUAUCCAGCCUUCAUCCUCCUCCUCCUCGUCUACAUCUUCAUAAUGGUGUCCAACAUCGGCCUCAUUGUGCUGAUUUGCACAGAGAGGAGCCUGCACCACCCCAUGUACAUUCUGUUCUGCAACCUGCCUCUAAAUGAUGCUCUAGGGGCAACUGCCAUUGUGCCUCACUUGCUAAUUGACAUGUUUGUAGCAAGUUCAGAGCGGUCUAUCAGCUACGUUUAUUGUGUUUUUGAAGCAUUUUGUGCCCAUGUUUAUGGUACCACCGCUCACACCAUACUGAUGAUCAUGGCCUUUGACAGGUAUGUGGCCAUCUGCAACCCCCUACGCUACACCACCAUCAUGAGCACCAGGAUGGUGGUCAAGCUGACUGUGUUUGCCUGGGGGGUGGCCUUCCUCUUGGUGGGGAUUCUCCUAGGGCUAACCAUCCGCUUGUCACGAUGCAGGAGAGUUAUCACAAACCCUUACUGUGACAACGCCUCUCUGUUCAAGCUCUCCUGUGAGGACGUCUCCAUCAACAACAUCUACGGGCUCACUUUCACAGUCCUGCUUCUGGGGUCUUCUAUAGGGACCGUCACUCUAACCUACCUGAAGAUCGCCAUGGUGUGUGUGAUGAGCAAGAACAGGGUGCUGAACAGCCGUGCCCUGCAGACCUGCACCACACACCUCGCAGUCUACGUCAUCAUAAUAGCAAGUGGCGUCACUGCCAUCUUCCUGCACCGCUUUCCUCAGUGGUCUGAUCACAGGAAGUUGUCAGCCAUCAUGUUCCACGUGGUUCCGCCUGGACUCAACCCUAUCAUCUACGGACUGCAGACCAAAGAAAUACGGCAGAAGAUCUACAGCAUCAUUCACAAAAAUAAAGUGUCACAGAGAUGA